GAGCAUCGUCGGAAGAGCCGGGCUCCGCAGACCGCGCACACACCGCACAGGGGGUUGUUCGCAUCGUUCGCCUCGCACGACACCGUCCGAUACGCCGCUUGGUCCUUCGUCUAGCCGUCGGGGGCACGACUGUUCGUCGACCGUGCGCGACGUUGCUAUUAUGUAAGGGGACGUCGUGGUCGUGGUCGUGGUCGUUGUCGUUGUCGUUGUCGUUCGCUCGGGUGCCAGCGGGAACAUAGCAGAGGACGCGAACACGCACUGGACACGCGAAGGGGAGAGAACACGCGCUGGAAGGGCGACAUGCGAAGAGACGCGUCGCGCCGGCCGCGUUACGACCACACACAGACGUGCCACGAUCAUCGUAACCACCAGCGAUCUGUGCAGGAGUAGGAACGUGAUAUUCGCAGGACGAACACUGCAGGAGAGCAUCCAUGGAAUUGAAAAUCCUCUGGUUCGUUCAUAUCGUGGGAAUUUGCUCCGGUUUGCGAGAGGUGCGCAUCCAGAUACCGACGGCCGUGAAGAAAGGUGACUCGGCGAUACUCAACUGCUGGUAUGACACCGAGGGGGAUCUUUUAUACGCCGUCAAGUGGUACAAAGGGGGUCAAGAGUUUUAUCGCUAUGCCCCGAACGAGAUCCCGGUCGUCAAGACUUUCCCCAUCGGCAACCUGACGGUGAAGAAAAGCGAAAGCAACUCGACCCGGGUUGCCCUGACGAACCUGGAACUGGACGCAGCGGGCGUCUACAGUUGCGAAGUGUCCGCGGAUGCUCCUUCGUUCCAGACGGCCUGCGUCCAAGGCACCAUGAACAUAGUCGAAUUACCCUCUCAAGGGCCGUCGAUACACGGGUUAAGGAGGAAAUACCGGAUCGACGAUAUGCUACGUUUGAACUGCACAUCCGGACGGAGUAAACCCGCGGCCAAUCUCACCUGGUACAUCAACGAUCGACAACCGCUGAAAUCGCACGUCCGCACGUACAGUCCCUUGGACACGAACGAGUCCGAGUGGCACAUUUCACAGAUCGGCCUUCAGUUCCUCGUUACGCACGACCAUUUCGCGGGGGGCAAGCUGAAAAUACGAUGCAGCGCCUCCAUAUACGACAUUUACUGGCAGAGCACCGAGGUCAGCACCGAGGAGGACAAACCGAGGCUGAUACACUACGAACCAGCGGCGACCAUCGUCGGUAUCAACUACCUGCAGCCGCCACCCAACUUCCAGACCGGCCAGAAGAAACCCGAUGGACACGUUGGAGUCAAAGUUCUCGGCUCGUCCAGGUCGGAGAUGCGGCUGCCGUCGGCGCGGCUGGUCCUGGGACUGUUCGCGUUCCUUUUGAUCGCCAUUCGUUAACCGUACCGCAUUCAACUACGCGCGCUUUGGAGCUGUUUAUAUAAAUCGACGUGCUUGUAAGAAAGUCCAGGCCGCUUUGUGUCGCGCGAUGGUCGUCCUCCGGCGACGCACGUGCCGCGUCACGCCCUUUUCUGGACCACGGUGAGAGAGAAA
Bombus huntii is the source of this 1496-nucleotide messenger RNA. RefSeq names its product cell adhesion molecule 3-like. Lineage: Eukaryota; Metazoa; Arthropoda; Insecta; Hymenoptera; Apidae. The transcript is spliced from 6 exons. The coding region runs from base 432 to 1343 and encodes 303 amino acids. The record is from RefSeq and is a predicted model, not a curated record.